CCUUCUCCCCAAUUUUUCCACACCCGCUGGCUAACAAAAGACCCCUGCCAUUGUCUACGCCAUUCAGAGACCUAAAAAAUGGCAGAAACCAAGAUAAGCCUGAAGCUUGUGAUAGACAAGAAGAGAAACCGAGUGGUCCUCGCUGAAGCAGGCAAGGACUUUGUUGAUUUCCUCUUAGAAGCCUUCACUCUGCCGGUCGUAACUGUCGCGCGCUUCCUGAAAAAUGAAGACACGGCAGGCUGCUUGCAAAGCCUCUACAGUAGCAUUGAAAACUUGAGUGACUCUUUCAUCCAGCCAGGCCGAAGCAAAGAUUUGGUGUUGAGACCCAAAUUAGUAACGUCUGGAGAUACAGGCUCCCUCUUUCCAAGGGUCGAUCACUGUACGUUCUUGAAAUUAUAUCGGUGUUCGAAGUCGAACUGCUAUUGCCGUGGUACUCACUUGUCUUCUAUAUCGGGCAGACGUUGUUUAUCAUGCGAUUCACCAAUGAGCGAGGAGGUGAGAAUUGAAGAGCUAGAAAGCAGAAACAAGGCGAGUGGUAAUUUCGAUUUCGUGAAAGAGAGCGUCACAUACAUGGUGAUGGAUGAUCUGGAGAUAAAGCCCAUGUCGGUCGAUCUUUUCAUGACCCUGCUUAAUGACCAUAAUCUCAAGGAAUUAGGAGCGAUUGAGAAGAAAGUGAUCGAUUUGAGCAUGGAUGAGUGUGUGAAAUUGUUGAAGGCUGCUCUGCAAUCCAAGACUGUUCUGACUGAUGCCUUCCUGUCGAGUCCAUCAGAAACUGGGGAGUCAAUCAAAAAGAGUGAGAGUUCGGAUGGGGGAAGUAAAGGCAGUUCAGUAUUUCUGCCCGAUUAAUCUAUAGGUGCUAGGAACUGAUCUUGGAUUGUUUCGUAUGACAGAAGAUGUAUCCGAUCAAAUUUUGUGUGGCAAGAAAAAAACAGGGAGGGUCUCAAGUCUGGGAUUGUUGUCUUUGCAGUCUGGAUGCUUCAGUUUGAUUCCUUUUCCUUCU
Juglans regia (Persian walnut) is the source of this 1000-nucleotide messenger RNA. RefSeq lists its product as uncharacterized. NCBI's taxonomy places the organism in Eukaryota, Viridiplantae, Streptophyta, Magnoliopsida, Fagales, Juglandaceae. The record is from RefSeq and is a predicted model, not a curated record. The transcript is spliced from 2 exons. Bases 79 to 846 code for a protein of 255 amino acids.